This is a messenger RNA of Parasteatoda tepidariorum (common house spider), 1909 nucleotides long. It is a transcript of the gene MED28, whose product is annotated as mediator complex subunit 28. The record is from RefSeq and is a predicted model, not a curated record. NCBI's taxonomy places the organism in Eukaryota, Metazoa, Arthropoda, Arachnida, Araneae, Theridiidae. Gene Ontology annotation, cellular component: mediator complex.
UAAAUUCCUUAGAAAGUUUCCAAACUAUUCAAUUACUCUCCGAAAAAAUAUUUUGAAUAUUGAUAAAUAAGAUUUGUAAUCGAUUAGUUUAAAGUUAACGAUUUCACAAAUUUUCUUGAUCUUCCUAUCUACUUAAUUCUGUAGUUUGAUUAAAUUAUGGCUGGUUUAGCGCCAGGCAUUCAUAUAGUAGAUGAAUUCGAGAAAGCUUUCCAAGAUUGCCUCGCAGUCUUAACAAAUCCUGAUCAUUUCAACUCGCGUGAUUCUGAUGAAACAAGAACUUCUGUUGAUCUUACUAUUCAGCAUUUCUUGGAUGUUUCAAAGCAAAUGGAUUGUUUCUUUUUACAGAAGAGACUUUUACUAUCUGAGCAGAAACCUGAACACUUAUUGGUUGAGAGUAUUCAAGAGCUUAAAAAUGAACUUGCUAGAAAAGAUGCACUCCUUGACAAAUAUCAUGAAAAGAUCCAAGUAUGGCAAAACCUUCUACAGGAUGUUCCUGGUAUGCCUCGUCCUCCCCCACCGGCACCCCCUGCUCCUUCGCAGCCAACUCAAAGCAUCCCACCUAUGCAACCAGGUCCAUCCAAUCAAAUACCACCUCAAGUUGGACAAUCAGGCGCUGCGCCUCCCACUCAUCCGCACCACAUGAUGCAACAUCAUGGUAUACCACCAAUGACAUCAUCACCUGUGCCUAUGCAACCAGGCAUGGUUAUGCAGCCUCAACAAAUGCAUCCUCAACAACAUGCUAUGGCUGGAGCACAGCCUGGUGGACUGCAAGGCCCCCUUGCAUACCUUGAGAGAACUAUGUCAAAUAUUGGAAUGCCGGAUACUAGUGGACGAUAGUAUUUCCAUAUCAACUAAAAAGCUUUUGAAUUGACUGAGUUUUCAAGAAUAGUUUUUUUAAAAAAAAUAUUUUUACAAUACCUAUUUAAAAUUGUAUGAUUUGUAAGAGGAGGUUCAUUCACAAAAGUGUGCUUAAAUGCAGCCUGGUUUCUAAAAGUGUUAAUAAAAUCAAUGAAAAGAUUUUGUAAAAAACAAAUUUGUUCAAUUUACUAUGUUCUUAUUGGAUUAUUUAAAUUUGUAAUCUCAUAAAAAAAUGGCUUUAAAAUAAUAUUCUUUACAAAUAUAUAUUUUCUCUCAAAAUUUUUUGUUGUGUGCCAGCUAAAUCUUAAAUGAAUCUCUCCUGCUUGUUGUAUGUCAAAGUAAGAUUUCAUUUUUUUGAAAUCAAUAGAAAAGUUUGGUAGUGCUAUGAAAUACUAGUAGCAAAACCAGGAUACUUAUUAACAUUUUUACAGUGCAUUUUGGGAUACAGAAAAUGCAACAUAAUCAUUACUGUGUGAUAUUGCAAUAAAAUGAUUACUGAAUUGGAAAAUGUGGUUAAUUUACGACUUAGUAUUAAAAAGUAACUGCACAAAUUCGAAAUUCUGUUGUCACAAUAACAUCAUAUUACUGAAUUUAAAAACCUCAUCCAUUUUUCAGUUGUUCAUGUUGAAAUAGAUAAAAAAAAUCAACAGAAAAAGAUGAAGAAAAAGAUUAGAAAACUAUGUUAGCAAUGAAAUCGUCAUGAUUAAAGUGCGCAAAAAAUGAUUACUCGAAUUUGAAAUUUACGUGUUGCAAUAAUAUUGUAUUAAAAAUAUCAGAGUUUUCAAAACUACAUGAAAAGGGUCAUAAAAUUGAAAAGUAAUUAAAAAUAACUGUCAAGAAAAUAGUCGGAGAAUGACGUGGAUUUACAAUGUAACCAUUGAACAUCUCAAAGAAGUAAAAGUUAUUUUCAAAGAACAAAAUCAUCAUGCAAUUUAAAAAAAAUAAUGAUGAAUAAAUAGAAAUUCUCAUCAAAAGAAGCCUCCAACUGCAUUAUAUUUUCAAGCUUCAUUUUAUUCUAAACUUAAAAAAAUAAAAAGAGUUGAAUAGUUUC